Molecule: messenger RNA, 231 nt
Organism: Dovyalis caffra
Lineage: Eukaryota; Viridiplantae; Streptophyta; Magnoliopsida; Malpighiales; Salicaceae
Source: the annotation of a GenBank genome assembly
AUGGCAAUUGGAGGACCUAGUGAAGGAAGAUGGAUUUGGUGUUUGUGUUUCUUGGUGAAGGGUAAUCUAUUGGCUAGGUGUUUGCGUUUUGAUAGUGAGAAUGGCUUGAUGGCUAGAACAACCGUUAUGAUUGUGGGGGAAUGGUUGGAUGAGCUAACUAGGUUGGCAUGGGAGGAUGAAACUGGUUUUGGGAAUAAGGUAUCACGAUUAAGUGAGGCUAGCUUGUUGAAG